This is a messenger RNA of Melampsora larici-populina 98AG31, 849 nucleotides long. RefSeq lists its product as uncharacterized. The record is from RefSeq and is a predicted model, not a curated record. The coding region runs from base 1 to 849 and encodes 282 amino acids. Gene Ontology annotation, molecular function: ATP binding; P-type calcium transporter activity; ATP hydrolysis activity. The transcript is spliced from 5 exons. NCBI's taxonomy places the organism in Eukaryota, Fungi, Basidiomycota, Pucciniomycetes, Pucciniales, Melampsoraceae. Gene Ontology annotation, cellular component: endoplasmic reticulum; Golgi membrane; plasma membrane. Gene Ontology annotation, biological process: calcium ion transmembrane transport; intracellular calcium ion homeostasis; manganese ion transport.
AUGGUCCAUUGGGGGAACCUAUGUUUUAAUGCAAAGGAAUCUAUCUUGAAAAGGUUCUUGGCUCAAUUUUAUGAAAGUCCUCUUAAUUUACUCUCAUUGGGAUCAGCGGGAAUAAGUUUAUUAGUAGGAAAUACUGAUGACGCGAUCAGUAUCACAAUAGCAAUCAUCAUUGUGGUCACUGUUGAUUUCAUUCAAGAACAUCGAUCAGAAAAAUCUCUUGCUGCUCUCAAUAAACUUGUACCACACUUUUGUCAUCUAACUCGGGAUGGACAACCUCAAACACUUUUGGCCAAUGUACUUGUACCAGGUGAUCUGGUGACCUUUCCAGUGGGUGAUCGAAUCCCAGCAGAUAUUCGAAUCACCAAAGCCAAUAAUCUCGAGAUCGAUGAAAGUACGAUGACGGGAGAAACCAAACCGGUGAAGAAACACACUGCCCCGAUGAUCACCAAUGAUCGCUUACCUAGCAUUUCAGAAUGUGCAAAUAUAGCAUUGAUGGGAACACUCGUUAAAGCAGGAAACGGAUCAGGAAUAGUGAUUGGUACAGAAGUAGAAGAUCGUAAAACUCCAUUACAAUUAUCAAUGAAUGAAUUGGCGAAAAAACUUUCAGCGAUUUCAUUUGCUGUGAUCGGUUUGAUUUGUUUAAUUGGAGUUUGGCAAAAAAGACGAUGGUUAGAGAUGUUCACAGUUGGAGUCUCACUGGCAGUGGCAGCUAUUCCUGAAGGUCUUCCGAUCGUCGUUACCGUCAAUUUGGCAUUAGGAGUAUUGAGAAUGUCAAAGAGGAACGCGGUUGUCAAAAAAUUACACUCAGACGAAACUCUGGGUUCGGUUUCGGUGAUGUGCUCAGAUUAG